CUAUCUCAACAAUCUCAAGUUUUAGUAAAGAUAUUACUAUCACUCAUUUUUGAGUGAUAGUUUCCAUCAAAUUAACAAAAGAAUGGAUGUAUUGUUUAAGUAAAUAAACAAAAAAAAUGAAGCAUUAUUAACAACGCACACAUUGUAACAAUCUCACCUAAACUAUCACCAAAACCAAACGACUCCUUAGUAUAGUAAGUGGCCGCGGAAAAUCGUUACGGCGUCGUUGCGCGUGAGUACUUAGUUACUAGGAAUGGAAAUGGGACAAGUCCGGGCGGGUUUCUUGGUACCCAGACCUGCCCCGUAGCAGGUCGGGUCCAGGUCGGAUAAUUUAUCACGGGUCGCGGGUCGGGGCAGGUCGACCCAAUGUGUAUGCAAUUUAUAUGGAAAACAUUAGAAAUAUUCGUUAAUUUUAUUAUAAGACCAAGAAAACAAACAAUAUUAUGAUAAAUGUAGUUAAAUUAUUGGAGGAAUUGAGGUUUUCACUAAUUUAUAACUUUAUUAUAGCUAAAAUACGAUGUAAUAAAAGGAAAAUCCUAAGUAGUUUGAAUAAAAUUACAUGUAAUUUAGGCAAGAAUGAGGCGGGUCUGGGCAGGUCGGGCCGAUGAGAGUACCCAUGCCCGCCCCCGCCCCGCUUACAGGGAGGGUUGAACCUACCCAAAAAGGCCAUACAGAUCAGGUAAAACGGGUUAGAUCGAAAUUGUCAUCCCUGUUAGUUACUUACUAAUAGUCUAGCUUGAUAAUUGACACGACGUCAGGGCUUUUUCCUUAUUCUCUCUCGUUCUCAAAGCUCUCCUCCGCUCCGGCGUCUCUAUCCCUAUUCCCUACUCCGCUCUCAUUCUCAGGCUGCCGCCGCCUCUCCGUGCUAGCUUCUUCCAGGUAACUCCGGUUUUCCUUUCCCUUAUCUUGUAAGGCAAGCUAGGGGGAUACCCCUCCAAGUGAUUGAUUCUUCGGCAUACAAGUUUUCUGGCCAGUUCUUGUUUGCUUUUCCAUAAUUACAUAUUGAGUAUUGGUGUUCGUGAGAUGGAAAGGAUAUAGAAAGGGUAGAAUGUCUCCUAGGGAAAGAACUAGAGGAUGACCAGGUAUUGUGACUGUUCAUACUUUCCCCAAUUUAGGGAUUGGUUAGGUCUGAAACUGAUUCUGGGUUUUUUUUUUUUUUUGUUGUUGUUGUUGUUGUAGUGUUUGCUACUUCUGUACGUGUAUACGAUAAUGAGUGAAGGUGAGGGCAAGGCGGUGAUAGGACUAACAUGGCAGCCCAAGUUGCCUACAGCUUCUCUUGCUUCGUCGUCGUCGUCCCGGAAACCUCAGGACGGGGGUUCUCUUUGGAAGCCUACUCAGGAGCUUGUCGAUGGCCUGUUUUUGCCACCCAAUAAUCCUUCUCAGUUGAAAAAGUUGCAGAAGAAGCAAGUCAAGGACACUCUUGGCAAAGGAUGGUUUGAUAUGCCAGCUCCAACUAUGACCCCGGAAUUGAAGAAAGAUCUCCAGAUACUAAAGCUGAGAGGCGCUAUCGACCCAAAGAGGCACUAUAAGAAAGGUGAUUCAAAGUUAAAAGUUCUUCCCAAAUACUUCCAGGUGGGUACAGUCGUCGAGUCACCGAUGGAGUUCUUCUCCGGCAGGCUGACAAAGAAGGAGAGGAAAGCUACUAUUGCUGAUGAGCUACUUUCUGAUCAGGCCUUCAAGGCUUACAGGAAGCGCAAGGUGAGAGAGAUCGAGGAACAGAAUCGCCCUGGCGGGAAGGACAAGUGGAAAAUCAAGGGGAAGCAGACGUUCAAGCGAGCAAAGGAUAAAAGACGCUAAAGCAUCCUUAUCAUUUUUUGUACUCUUCGAAAAGAACCUUGAAAGAAAAAACCAGAGCUUCUCAUGUCGAUGCCUGAGGCCUGGGCAACCUCUCUCCCUUCUUCAAUUUUGGGUUGGUCAACGUCAUAUGUAUUAGAACAGGUAGAAAUGGGAAAUAGGAAAAUGCAGCACUAUAUCAGACGCUUUCGGUGUACUAAGCCUUAAAUUCUUUUUUUGACUGUGUUUCACUAAUAGCUUCCUAUUAUGAACAUUGUUGCAACAAAUGUCCAUUAUAACUUUGACCCAGACUUUGACACGAUGGCAACGGUAGGUUGUGUGAGUUUUGGUGUUAACUAUGACCUAUUUAUUUGCAUUUUUCUUCGAGUUGGGUUGGGUGGGUGAUGGAUUGAGUACCGGUUGGAUUGUGGGUUAACUAGCAAAAUCAAUUUUUUCAACUAGCCAUUAAGCAAGUCAACUAACAUUUAGAAUAAGUUCUGUGUACACUAGUAACACUAUAGCAAUUUAGACAUUUCUCACUACAUCAAAAUUUUCAUUACUCCAUCAACUAAUUGUAGAGAAAUUUUAACUAUUUUGUGACUUUGAUACAAUUAAUAGUUUAUAAUUUGCAUUUCACUAUUUAAUGGAUACUACAAAACAUUGCAAUCAAUAAUAGUAGUCCUAGAAUAAUUUUUAUCCUCCACAUUUAGAAUUUGAUGGCUAGUGUGUAGUGCAGUUACGAAAUAUGAUGGCCAUUCGAUAGUAUAAACAAGAAAUAAUUUUCUGUCAUAUAAAAAUAUGGUGCGUGUCAUUCGGGUGACCCGCAGUCCACCUACCACUCACCCAUCUAACUCACUGUGGUAGGAGAUUUAUCACUAUGCAAUCCAUCUAGGUCAAUCACCCACUCAUUAUGGUUCGAAUUAUUUCAGGUGAAUUGAUAUCAAACCGCGGAUUAACCACCCAUGUCCAUUUAAUAAUUGGUAAGGGAAAAAAACCCAAAACGGAAUCAUUAUCUAUCUAAUCUAAUCUAAAGAAUAUAUUGUACGUUUUCCCAUUAAAAGCUUCUCUAUUCAAUUUUUCUCUUCAUUCACGCUUCCACGUCAGCAAAACUUUAACCAAUCACAACUCACUUUCACUUUAAAAAGUAACUCCUUCCAUGCGGAAACAGCAAAUCCCUCUAUUUUUCCUUUUAUAUUUUUAAAUUUAAUGUUUAAUAUUUAUCAUGUGUGGCCGUUUAAAAAAAAGAACUUCUUGCCCUUUUUUAUAGGUUAAUCUCAUCUUUAUCUUUUUAUUUUACAUAUCAAUUUUCUUAUCCAUAGAUGUUUCUAAUCUAUAAAGACAUAGUUUUCCU
Linum trigynum is the source of this 3124-nucleotide messenger RNA. The record is from the annotation of a GenBank genome assembly. NCBI's taxonomy places the organism in Eukaryota, Viridiplantae, Streptophyta, Magnoliopsida, Malpighiales, Linaceae.